Molecule: messenger RNA, 702 nt
Organism: Ichthyophthirius multifiliis
Lineage: Eukaryota; Ciliophora; Oligohymenophorea; Hymenostomatida
Exons: 2
Biological process (GO): protein phosphorylation
Cellular component (GO): cytoplasm
Molecular function (GO): protein serine/threonine kinase activity; ATP binding
Source: RefSeq, a predicted model, not a curated record
AUGGCUUAAGGUGCUUUCGGUGCUAUAUACGAAGGAAAUACUAACCUACAAGAGCCAAAAGCUGUUGCGAUAAAGCAAAUGAGUCUUCCUGACAGUAUUUACGGAAGGUGUGUUUUACACGAUAUUUUCAACGAAAUUACCUGUUUAGAAGCCUUCAGACUAGAUCAAUGUAUAACAGACUUAUAUGACUAUGGACUUACCAAAAGUGACUACAGAAUAGUGAUGAAAAAAUACCCAAUUAGUUUAAAAUAAUGGCGUUUAAAGUAAAAGAAGGAGUCUUUUGUGGAAAAUCUACCAACUUAUCUAACUAUAUAUAAGGAAGUUUUGAAAACAGUUUAACUUUUGCAUUAAAAUAAUGUAAUACAUUAUGAUAUAAAGGCUGAUAACAUACUUUUAGAUUUUAAAGACUAAUAGGAUUUAUAAGGUGAAAUAAAGGUAAUUAUAGGAGAUUUCGGGGUAUGUAAAAUGUUUAAGAGCGAAUAAGAUGAACAUUCUUUGUAAACAAAAGGUACUGAAUGUAUUUAGUCACCUGAAAUGCUUACUUUGGCAAUAAAUUCGAAGAAAGAAGGCGAUAAAUAUGACAGAAGAAAAAAAGUAGGAACAACAAGGAGUUCAGAUGUAUGGAGUUUAGGUUGCCUUUUAUAUGAGAUAUUGACAGGAGAAUUCCUUUACUAUAAUAACCAAAUAUAGACAAUGUAUUGA